AUGAAAAAGAGAAAAGCAGUUCCUGCUUUCUACCCACGUUAUCCCAACUUAUCACUAGCAGGUUACUUGUCACUCGCCUUUUUUGCAGCGAGAUACCACAGACCUGAAACAAAUCAUUUUUUCGUUAUGUCCUCUCUCGAUGGCAUGAACUUAACUGAUUCAGUUAACUCAUUUAAGCCAACACAAUCAAAUCCUGAAACAAAUCAUGCGUCAAAUGCUGAAACAGCUUCUGCAUAUUCUCCUUUGACUUAUCUCGAGGAUAUCGAUUCCGAUGUGAAAGGACAAUUGAAUUGCAAUGCCCUCAUUACUGCAACAGUACCCCACCGAUAUUCGGAAGCUCCAACUGUAUCCACUAUGACUACCAACAUUGAUCUAUAUGAGGAUGAUAUCGAGUAUUAUAUCGACAAAAAGGUCGACUACACUAUGAGACAUAUUAACUUCUUGAAAAGAGUCAAACCUUUGCGAAGCACUGCGACUGAAGAUUUGAUUCCCUACAUUGAUACCUUUCGCUGGAUUCUCGACCUGGAUCCCGAUAUCAAACUUAUCUUGGAAAACUAUCUACCAACCAAGGAGGAAUACAACACCUCCGCUGCACUUCAACAGAAAUACAAACGUUCACCUUUUAACCAAGACUACUCUUAUGAUUACUAUGAAUUACUUGAUAAACGAGUUGAAAGAUUACUUACAUCAACCAUCUUCCAAACCUUAGUUCCUUUCUGGAAAUCCUACUCCAGCAGCUAUUCCGUCUGGCAGGAGUAUGGCGUAUGCUUGCAGAGACCAUCUUUUGCUAUUGAAUACCUCUCUAUUUGUCUCAAUCCCAAAACUUUUAAUAAUUCAUCCUUAUCUACUCGAUUGAAAACCUAUGACUACCACUUCAACGUCCUAGCCCGUAUCCUCGGGGUACCCACCAGAGAUAUCGCAGAAACAUACCAGUCUCUCGCUUUUCUCCUGCAACACAUCAUCAACUACAACACGACGUCUGAUUUCGACUAUGAACUUUCUUCAGCUAUUCAUCUUCACCUUCAAAGAAACAAAUUCAAGCUCACGCUCCAUGAGCUUGCUGAAAUUAUCGGCCAACUCACUUCCAUUCAUGAAACUCAUAGUCCCACAAGCCCACUCACAUACCUUACACACCCGCAUCUGUUCAUACCCUCCAAUCAGCAGAAAUUCACCAUCAGACAAAUCCAACCCAAUGCAACUGCUAUCACUAAUCCCUAUACCCAUGCCAAUAUUAGUAACCACAAUAAGCGUCGCAGAAGACGGUCCACCACUAGAUCGAUCAAGUACUGUAACACAUGUGGCGAAGCUCAUCCCAUGCGUAAACAUACCGUCAAGCUAGAUGCAGCUACACUUCGCCUCAUAAGAAAUAUCAAUCGACCAAAUAUCACUCCGUCAUCCAACAUUCGUUUUAUUAAGUUUCUGUUUAGUUUAGAGAAAAGUUUUGUUUAUACGGAUUACUAUUGUAUACAUUUGCAUUAUCGUUUACAGUGUAAAUAUUGGAAUGAAAUUCCGAUCCCCAAUAUAGAUACCGUUUCUCUGAUAUAUACGUAUUUGUUGAGAUUAAAAAUUCAGCUAAGUGUAGAGCUCGAAUAUGUGAAUCACAAUGGUAUGUUUGCCCCUGUAUUAUGCUACAGGAAGUUCCAUUUAAAAUGAAAUAUUAUAAAUUAGUGCAUGAACGAAGCAUGAUAAAUUCUUGUACUAAGUAAGUUCACUCAUCAAUUCGACUUCAAUUCUUAUUGACUUCACAGAAAUGACAUUAAAUUGAUUCUGAAAACUGAUCAAGUGAAGGAUGCUAUUAGAUCCAGACAAACGUAUAAAGCGCUAAGAGAAAUGUGGUGUAUAACGGUGUGUGAAACUAAAUGAAAAGAGUAAAAAGAAAAAAAAACCUGUACUUUUUAAGAUAGAGAUGCGAAAUCUGGAGAACAUGAAGAAAGGCUUUUACUGGAAGUGAAUUCAUAGGU
This is a messenger RNA of Scheffersomyces amazonensis, 1961 nucleotides long. RefSeq lists its product as uncharacterized. The transcript is spliced from 3 exons. The record is from RefSeq and is a predicted model, not a curated record. Lineage: Eukaryota; Fungi; Ascomycota; Pichiomycetes; Serinales; Debaryomycetaceae. Bases 1 to 1653 code for a protein of 550 amino acids.